UCCAAAUACACCGUUGGUUUGUUAAAUGUGUAUUCGGGAACGGAUAAUGAGGCCCAUUCCGUGGCUUUUGCUAUGGCUUCUUUCGUUAUUUGGUUCCACAGAAUGUGGAAUCUCCUCGCAGUGGGAUCAAUGCGGCUGUAGAUGGGAGGAUUGGGAAGCAUGGGGAACUUGUGAUAGUGAAUGUAAUGGUGAACGCAGACGGUCACGAAAAGUGUGGCUGUAUACCAACAUGCCCGGAUGUGUCUUCGCAUUCAGCACAUGCGCUACCAGCGACAUGGGAUUGGACUACUCGAGAUGUAAUGUUUUUUGUCACAAUGGAGGAACAUCAGAUAGCUACUCAUGUAGCUGUGUAACAGGAUUUUAUGGAGAUUGCUGUGGCUUUCAGGUAAACUGCGGAAAUCCUGGGUCUAUAUCAAAUGGCAACUUAAAUGGAGGUACCUACACAUAUGGUAGUACUGUAACAUACAUCUGUCAGAGUGGAUACCUGUUGGUAGACGGAUCGUCUAGUAGGAAAUGUGAAUUGAACGCAACAUGGAGUGGAACAAAACCAAGAUGUGCAUACUAUAACUCCUGUUCAAGUGGUCCAUGUAAGAAUGGAGCAAGUUGUACAAACAUACCGGACGAUUAUCAAUGUACAUGUUCUAAUGGUUGGUCUGGUAAAAACUGUGAUGUUGAUAUACAGCCACCAGUUAUGACAAAUUGUUCUAGCGACAAAUACAUUACAACACCAAAACUCACAGAUCUAGUAGAAUGGCAGAAACCUUCUUUCGCUGAUCCACACAAUUUUCCGAUUGACAUUACAGCCAACUUCCUUACCAAUGAGUUCACAUUUCCAUGGGGAGAUUUUAAUGUUAGUUAUUCAGCUAUUAAGCCAUCGAACGGUUUAAGAACAAACUGCUUGUUCGGUGUCAGUUUAAGGCCAAACCCUUGUCCUCCAAUUAAUGUUCCGGCGAAUGGAGCUUUGAUAUGCAACAACUGGAGAACUGAUUAUGGUCAGUUUUGUACAUUUUUCUGUAAAGAGUCGUUCACAGUUCCACGUGGUGUUAUAAUAGAUGACUUCUAUGUUUGUGGAGCUUCUGGAUCGUGGACUCCUACAAAUACAAUUCCCGAUUGUUCAGUAAUGGUUACAAAUUUACAGUCAACCGCAGGAUAUAAUAUAGCACCAACAUAUUCCAGUUGUUCUGAUAACCGUAGAGAAAUGCAGGAGUUUUACAUAGAAAAACUAAGCCAAUCAGAUUUCAGCUAUUUUUGUGAAAAAUUUCAAGGAGAAUGUAUCCCAGAAAAUGUGUCUGUUCAGUGUUAAAAGACUUGUUCAUUGUUUAGUCUGGUCAACAUUUCAUUAAUCAUCAAAUAAACUAAUCAAUUCUAUAUUUUGCCAAUUAUUGCACAUGUCAACACAUUUUCGUUGCUGUUCAGAAAUAAAAUUACAUAUGAAUUAUUGGAAUUCGUAGACUUGAUAAAGGAACGCCGGAAACCAUAUAUUAUAAUAAAUCAUACUGCAAUGUGCAACUAAAUAGACUAUUUCUAUAUAAGGAAAUUAAAUUAAAUUUGAAAGUUACAUAUUUAUAAAAUCAAAGCAAAAAAGUUCAAAGACGAUAUUUACCUGCAAACCUUUACUAAUGAAAAAACACAAGUAAAACUGCAGUGUGUAAUCAUUCUUUGCUUAAAGAACAGCUAUGUGUGUCCCCGUCCGGUAAGUCGCCAAUAUAGAAAUAAGGAGACGUGCUAUGGUUGCCAAUAAGACAACUAUCCACUAGAGUUCCAAUGACGUGGAUAUAAGCAAUUAUAGGUCACCGUACGGCCUCCAACAAGGAGGAAAAACCAAACCGUAUAGUCGGCUAUAAAACUAAGGCCCGUACAUGAAGUAUGUGAAAUAAUUCAAACGAGAAACUAAUGGCAUAAUUUAUACCAAUACAA
Mytilus californianus (California mussel) is the source of this 1917-nucleotide messenger RNA. RefSeq names its product protein jagged-1-like. Bases 26 to 1303 code for a protein of 425 amino acids. Gene Ontology annotation, molecular function: calcium ion binding. The record is from RefSeq and is a predicted model, not a curated record. Lineage: Eukaryota; Metazoa; Mollusca; Bivalvia; Mytilida; Mytilidae. Gene Ontology annotation, cellular component: plasma membrane; signaling receptor complex; cell surface. The transcript is spliced from 7 exons. Gene Ontology annotation, biological process: Notch signaling pathway; axon guidance.